AUGGCUCCGGUGCGCUCUGCAAUGCGUUCGUGUCCGCUUUGCCCUAAGGUCGUGGUCGGCUUCAGUCAGCACCUAAGGCAGGUGCACAAUGUGCGGAACACGGAGGAGAGGGUGAUCCUUUGUCAUUGGCAGUCAGGCCGCGUCAAUAUCAGGCAGGAGCCGUGUCCAGUGACGGGAUGCUCCGCCCACGUCAGCAGGCUAGACCGGCACAUGAACUCACACACAGAACUCAACAGAACGCAGAGGAGACGGGCUUUGGAGGAGCUCAGGAGACAGCUGACCAUGGAGCGGCUGGCCACGUUGAGGGCAUCCAACCCUGUCAUCCCACUGGCCACCCAUUUGGACAUUGUGGAAGCUGCAAAGCAAGAACAGGAGGAGGACUCUUUAGAUUCACGGCUAAAGGAAGAGGAAGAGGAGGACGUGGGCUGCGAAGAUGAUUCCUGCCACUGCCAAGCGGUGAUCCUGAGGCUGCAGAAAGCUGUGCAAGAGAGGGACGAGGCCCUGACCAAGAGCGGCGAGACCAUCCAAUCCGUUAGAGAGGACAACCUGAAGCUGACCUCUGAACUGAACAGAGCCAGGAAGAGGUACGAGCUACUGAGAAGGCAGACGGCGAGGUCAGCAAAGAGGUCCAGGUUUCAGGCCGAGCAGUCUCCUCCUGGGUCAGACACGGAGCAAGAGGAACUGCAGCAGGACCAAGCCACGGGUUCAGGGUCCCAGACAGAGGAGGCCACGGCGUCCGGAUCUAGCAGCCAAAUUCCCCUCCCGGGCUCUGCUCUGAGUAAGUACUGUCUUUUAAAUAGUGCAAAGUAGUUGUAUUUGAAAAGUCCGACUUUUUUUUUUGUUCACGUUGUAGAAAAAAAUGUUUGGGUCCAGCUAAUCACAGUUAUAGUGCCUUCAAACCCCUUGACUUAUUCCACAUUUUGUUGUGUUACAUUUUGUUGUGUUACAGCUUGAAUUCAAAAUGGAUGACAUUUAUUAUUUUCUCCCAACCAUCUACACACAAUACAUCAUAUAUAAUGACAAAGUGAAAACAUGUUUGUAGAAAUAUUUGCAAAUGUAUUGAAAAUGAAAUACAGAAAUAUCGAAUUUGCAAAUGUAUUCACACCCCUGAGUCAAUACUUUGUAGAAGCACCUUUGGCUGCGAUUACAGCUGUGAGUCUCUCUGGGUAAGUCUCUAAGAGCUUUUCACAGCUGGAUUGUGCAACAUUUGCCCAUUAUUAUUUUCAAGAUUCUUCAAGCUCUGUCAAAUUGGUUGUUGAAUAUUGCUAGACAGCCAUUUUCAGGUCUUGCCGUAGAUUUUCAAGCAGAUUUAAGUCAACUCGGACACUCAGGAACAUUCACUGUCUUAUUGGUAAGCAACUCCAGUGUAGAUUUGGCCUUGUGUUUUAGGUUAUUUUCCUGCUGAAAGGUGAAUUCAUCUCCCAGUGUCUGGUGGAAAGCAGACUGAACCAGGUUUUCCUCUAGGAUUUUGCAUGUGCUUAGCUCCAUUCUGUUUAUUUUUUUAUCCUGAAAAACUCUCCAGUUCUUAAUGAAUGCAAGCAUACCCAUAACAUGAUGCAGCCACCACUAUGCUUGAAAAUAUGAAGAGUGGUACACAGUAAUGUGUUGUAUUGGAUUUGCCCCAAUCGUAAGUGAAUUGCUUUGCCACAUUUUUUGCAGUACUACUUUAGUGCUUUGGUGCAAACAGGAUGCAUGUUUUGAAAUAUUUGUAUUCUGUACAGGCUUCCGUCUUUUCCACUCUGUCAGUUAGGUUAGUAUUGUGGAGUAACUACAAUGUUGUUGAUCCAUCCUCAGUUUUCUCCUAUCACAGCCAUUAAACUCCGUAAUUGUUUUAAAGUCGGCAUUGGCCUCAUGGUGAAAUCCCUGAGUGACUGGGUGUAUUGAUACACCAUCCAAAGUGUAAUUAAUAACUUCACCAUGCUCAAAGGGAUAUUCAAUGUCUGCUUUUUAUUUUAUUUUACCCAUCUACCAAUAGGUGCCCUUUUUUACGAGGCAUUGGAGAACCAUAGUCUUUGUCGUUGAAUCAGUGUUUGAAAUUCACUGCUCGACUGAGGGACCUUACAGAUAAUUGUAUCCUCAGCUGUGUAGACUUCUGUAGGACCCAUCCUCCGCUGUGUAGACUUCUGUAGGGCCCAUCUUCCUCUGUGUAGACUUCUGUAGAACCCAUCCUCCGCUGUGUAGACUUCUGUAGGACCCAUCCUCUGCUGUGUAGACUUCUGUAGGGCCCAUCCUCCGCUGUGUAGACUUCUGUAGAACCCAUCCUCCGCUGUGUAGACUUCUGUAGAACCCAUCCUCCACUGUGUAGACUUCUGUAGGACCCAUCCUCCGCUGUGUAGACUUCUGUAGGGCCCAUCCUCCGCUGUGUAGACUUCUGUAGGGCCCAUCCUCCGCUGUGUAGACUUCUGUAGGGCCCAUCCUCCGCUGUGUAGACUUCUGUAGGGCCCAUCCUCUGCUGUGUAGACUUCUGUAGGACCCAUCCUCCGCUGUGUAGACUUCUGUAGGGCCCAUCCUCCGCUGUGUAGACUUCUGUAGGGCCCAUCCUCCGCUGUGUAGACUUCUGUAG
Coregonus sp. 'balchen' is the source of this 2563-nucleotide messenger RNA. NCBI's taxonomy places the organism in Eukaryota, Metazoa, Chordata, Actinopteri, Salmoniformes, Salmonidae. The record is from the annotation of a GenBank genome assembly.